Molecule: messenger RNA, 738 nt
Organism: Terrapene triunguis (Three-toed box turtle)
Lineage: Eukaryota; Metazoa; Chordata; Testudines; Emydidae
Product: folate receptor alpha-like
Exons: 4
Coding region: 1-738 (245 amino acids)
Cellular component (GO): external side of plasma membrane
Molecular function (GO): signaling receptor activity
Source: RefSeq, a predicted model, not a curated record
AUGGCAGCGCGGUGGGCCGUGCUGGGGCUCUUGGCUGCCUGCGUGGCCAAUGCUGCGAAGGAAUCUGUGCUGAACGUGUGCAUGGACGCCAAGCACCACAAAACCAAGCCAGGCCCGGAGGGGGCGCUGCAUGGCCAGUGUGCCCCUUGGAAAGACCAUGCCUGCUGCACGGCCGAGACCAGCACAGGGGCUCACCAGGACCAGUCCUACCUGUACAACUUCAACUGGAACCACUGCGGGGUGAUGCCAGAGAAGUGCAAGCAGCACUUCAUCCAGGACACGUGUCUGUACGAGUGCUCGCCCAACCUGGGGCCCUGGAUCGACCAGGUGGAUAAUAGCUGGCGCCGGGAGAGGAUCCUCAACGUGCCGCUGUGCAAGGAGGACUGUGACCUGUGGUGGGAGGCCUGCAAGGACGCAGUCACCUGCAGAGAGAACUGGCACAAGGGCUGGAACUGGACCACAGGGACCAACCGGUGCCCCCGCGGCUCCAUAUGCCAGCCAUUCAAGUAUGUCUUUCCCCGGCCGGCGGACCUGUGUGAGAAGAUCUGGUCCAACUCGUACAAAUACACCACGGAGCACCAGGGCGGCGGGCGCUGCAUCCAGAUGUGGUUCGACCCUGCCAACGGGAACCCCAACGUGGCCGUGGCCAAGUACUACGCCCAGAACGGGGGAGACGCCUCUCCUGCACCGCGGGCUGUCCUGCUGCUGCUGCCAGCUGCUCUCCUGUCCCUGCUCUGA